AUGACGGACAAAGCUGUUUUCCUUUGCUUUUGUCUGUUGCUCAAGAAAGGUGUUAUUGGUGAUACAGAUGAAGUGAAGUCAGUGUCAGCGCUGGAGGGAGAUUCUGUCUCUCUAAACACUGAUGUUACUGAAGUACAGAGAGAUGAUCAGAUUCUGUGGAUGUUUGGACCUCAAAACACUCGUAUUGCUGAUAUCCACAGACAGAACAUUUAUAUAGAUGCCACUAAUACAAUAUUUGAGAAAAGACUCCAGAUGGACAGUCAGACUGGAUCUCUGACAAUCAGAAACAUCAGAUCUGAACACUCUGGACUUUAUAAACUACAGAUCAUCAGCAGCAGAGGGACAGAAGAGAAGUUGUUUAAUAUUUCUAUUUAUGCACGUCUGCCUGCUCCAGUCAUCACCAGAGACUCUUCACAAUGUUCUUCAGGAUCAUCCACAUCCAAUUGUUCACUGGUGUGUUCAGUUGUGAAUGUGAGUGCUGUGACUCUCUCCUGGUACAAAGGAAACAGUUUAUUGUCCAGCAUCAGUGUGUCUGAUCUCAGCAUCAGUCUCUCUCUACCUCUGGAGGUGGAAUAUCAGGAGAACAACACCUACAGCUGUGUGAUCAACAAUCCCAUCACAAACCAGACUCAACACAACAUCAACAUCACUCAACUCUGUCACACAUGUGCAGAACUGGAUGAGCGUUUGAAACACAUGAUGCCGAUAGCCAAUAUGACAAUUAUAGCAGGGCUGCUUGCUUUCAUUGCUGCAGUUGUAGGUUUGAGGUACCACAGAAACAUAAGGACAAUAGUGCAACAGUUCACACAGUGUACACAAGCGUAA
Carassius auratus (goldfish) is the source of this 825-nucleotide messenger RNA. Its product is annotated as SLAM family member 5-like. Lineage: Eukaryota; Metazoa; Chordata; Actinopteri; Cypriniformes; Cyprinidae. The record is from RefSeq and is a predicted model, not a curated record. The transcript is spliced from 5 exons. Bases 1 to 825 code for a protein of 274 amino acids.